AGGGUGGUGACAGCCCCUUAGGGAACGCAAGAUGUGCCCCGCGAAAACCUAUUCCGUCGUAGGCGACUGUGGGAAAUGACGGUAGGAAGUGUUGAACCCACAAAUAGCAAUGCAGGUGAUUUACGCAAUGAUAUUUUGGAACUCGCACGAACUAUCCAGGAAGCCGACAAUGAGAAGCCACAGGUGCCGAAAGUUCAGGUUCCAUUUUUUUAUGGCACCAAUGCCUCAGCAUGGGCUGACAAGUUCGAGCAGUUGGGAAGUUAUUGCAAAUGGUCAAGUGAGAAAAUGCUUCAAAUGGUGAAGCGAUAUUGUAAGGUCGAGUACCAAGAUGAAGUGUUGGAGUUGGUGCGAGCCUCACACGAUUGGCCGGAUUUUAAAGCCAAACUGUUGAAAAAAUAUCAGUUGAGGGAUCAACUCCUGGACCUGGCGGACUUGCGAAAAGUCAGCCGUCGAAAGUUCGGUACCACCAAACAGUUUCUCAUGGAAUUCGAACGAGUUGCUCGCUUAGUACCUGACCUCCCGGACAAAGAUCGCUGCCUUAUUUUCCUUGAGAAUUUCUCAGAAGUUGAACAGCGGGAAUUGGUGAAAGACAUGAGAGGGCGAUACGACUGGCCUAAGAUUAAGGAGAACCUGUUGGCUGGAAGUUUCGACCAGAUGCUUUACCGUCUCCUGAAGCAGCAAAAGGAGGAUCGCGAAAAAGAGGGGGUAAGCGCGGACAAGGACCAAGUUGUUUACAAUACUCUGACUGAUAUGCGGAAUAUGAUGCCUGAUAUGGAGGAAAGGUUAAAAUUUCAGGUUAUGACGGUUCAAGGGAAAGCGUCAGUUGUGGAAGAAGCAAGCAGUAGGAGCAGUGAAGACGAAAUUGAGGAAGAGGUGGUGACCCCUCGGAAGUUGACCAAGGCAGAACAGAAGGCCGUGAAUCAGAUGCGGGGAGGGCAAGGUACUAGUAAAAAGCAGCGGAAGAAUAAUGGAGGCGGCGGAAAUGGCGGUAUUCAGGAACAAGCGGCACAGGCUCCUCCUCAGCAACCCCAACCCUAGGGAGGAGGCCGAGGUCGAGGAAGAGGACAAGGCAAUGGGGGAGGCCGAGGAAAUGGGGGCGUUCGUGGCAAUUGGCAGA
This is a messenger RNA of Chara braunii, 1117 nucleotides long. The record is from the annotation of a GenBank genome assembly. NCBI's taxonomy places the organism in Eukaryota, Viridiplantae, Streptophyta, Charophyceae, Charales, Characeae.